Messenger RNA from Ilex paraguariensis (yerba mate), 3417 nucleotides. The record is from the annotation of a GenBank genome assembly. NCBI's taxonomy places the organism in Eukaryota, Viridiplantae, Streptophyta, Magnoliopsida, Aquifoliales, Aquifoliaceae.
AUGGAAGGCUUAUCUACUAUAUGUGCUGGUAUCGGACUCAUUGAAGAGGACGAAGACGGAAAUCGAAUCGGUUAUACAAGAGACGAGUAUUGCUUAGAUAAUUUGAAGGAUUUGCUGAGGUUCUUGAGGCGAGAUGAUCCACAAUCACGAGAAGUGUUCAAGCAAGUUUGUAAAUGGAAUAUUGCGGGCAAAGAUUUGAUACCUAUUAUCGAAUAUUGCCAAGAUGAUCUGAAGGUUCUGGUGUUUCUUACUAUGCCUAUUGAGCCUGCUUCCAACGAUAUACCACAGCAGUUAGAUUAUCUCUGGGGGUUGAAGUCUUCAAUUACUCUUAGUGACACUGUUGCAGUGAUAGUCACUCUUAUGGAGAGUCCGUUAGAAAAUUUGGAACGAGAAUUAUUUACAGAAGAGGACUGGAAAUUGGUCCAGUUGGUGCUGACUUUAUUUCGUAACAUUCUAGCUGUCCACGACAUCUCAACACAGCAGAAAGCUGGGGGAUCUGCCACACAAUUUUUGUCCCUCAGAGAUAGGUUUUUAGAGGUGUUGUUCCAGGAAAAUGUGAUGGACUUGAUCUUAGUUCUAUCUCAGCAUGUCGAUGAUUCUUGUGGUUAUCUUCGUCACGAUAACUUGCUUUUAUUGGAAACUUUCCACUACAUAUUUAUGGGUCAGGACCCAGAGUUGAUUGCCAAAGCAAAUCUAUGUGGCUCAAAGGUGGAUGGAGAUGCCAAAGCUUCUCUUAAUAGUCUCAAGUCUAUUAUGGAAGAGGAAGAAGAAAAAAGAAAGCUCACCAGACUUCGCAAUAGGAGCUCUUAUUUGCAGUUUAGUGGAACAUUUACCCGGCUUACUAUGGAUGGUUCUAAAACUUUAUUCAAGGGAAACCCAUGUUCCGCUUCUUGUGAUACACUGCUCAAAGCUCAUAAAAAUCCUCGAGGUCCAUCAAAAAGAACGGUGUGGGACCAUGGAAGACUAUCAUCGACAAGGGAUGAUAUUCUGGAGUUGCUUUGUGAUUUUGUUAACCAAUUUUUAUCAGGAGGUUACAAUGUUCUGAUGCAGUCAGUUUGUGAGGAUAUUGAAAAAGAACAUCAUGCUGUUCAGAAAAGCGAUGUCGUCAUUUUCUUUCAUGUUGCUCAAUUUGUCACCUCUUUUCAAUAUCACAAGUUCUUGAUUCUAAAGCCUAAUAUUGAAGCCGAAACAUCUGAAGCUUUCAUGAAUCAUGAUGCCGAAAGCACACAGUUCCAAGGCAGCAUGUGUGGACCAAUUGCUGCAUCGAUGAAUGAGUCAAUGUUUCUACUAGUCAUUUUAAAGUGGCGUAAUGCAUUUGAUGGCUUGAAGGAGACAAAUGACUAUAAAUUUAUAUCUUCAGCAGGAUCUCUCAUGAAAAUUAUGAUUUGCAUGUUAGAUUUGGUCCUUAAGCGAUCACCAGAAGAUUCCAAAGAAGCUCAAACAGUUCGCGUACUUCUUUAUAAAUUAUUCUAUGACCAAACUGACCAAGGGAUGACUCAGUUCCUCUUGAACCUCUUCAAGUCGUUUGAUACUCACAAACAAGCCAAAAGUGAUCUUGCCGAUCUGGUAGAAAUGAUAUAUGUAGUUGUGCGUCUCAUGGAGAACCUUCAAGCACGUGGAACAUUAAGGGUAUCUAGAAAGUCGAGAAAGAAAAGAACAAAGAAAGCAUUGAAUGACAAGAAGGAUAAUGUUGAUGCAACAGUUGGAGAUCAUGGUUCCAUUCAGAAGGACAUUGGCAUUUCUCCUUAUCCUGUAGAUUUGAGCAUGUUAGAAAAGGGAAUGUUAAGGAAUCCUGAUUCUGAUGGGAAAGGAGAAGAUGACGUCAUAAUUCGUGGUGAGGCUAAUGAGCAUGAAGCAUCUGAGCUGGAGAUGGCAAAUCUGGGAAGCAAUAUGCCAGAGGUGGCAAACCAAAGGUCCGGCGCUAUCAAUGAUGAACUUCAUUCUGGAACAGAUGAUUCAUCUGGUGACGAAAGGCUAGCUGUUACAGAUGAAGUUGAUUUUAAGGUAUCUACUUUGGUUUCUUCUCUUGCAAACAACGUCAUCAUUAGGAACUUGUGUUGGUUGCUGAAGUUUUAUAAAAGCAAUUCCACCAGUACGAAUCGGUACAUUAUAUCAGUCCUCCAGAGGAUCUGUGAUGAUCUGGAACUUUCUCCAAUGUUAUACCAGUUGUCACUUCUUGCUACAUUCUAUGAUAUCCUGGUUGAGGAGAAGUCAAGUCCGUGCAAGGAAUAUGAGGACAUUGUUUGCUUUUUGACAAGUUUGGUCAGGAGAAUGCUGAGGAAAAUGAAGAGUCAUCCCCUUCUUUUUGUUGAAAGUCUCUUCUGGAAGACUCGUAAAGAAUGCCAUCACAUUAAUUGUGAAUCGUUACUGAAUGAGAUUGGAAAUUUGAAGAAAGAAUGCAAAAAAUGGGGAAGUGCUUCCAGAGAUGGAGAAAUUUGUCCAUCUGAAGGCAAAGGCUGGUUUCGAAGAAGCAUAGCUGAUGCACUAGGUGACGAUGAAGCUGACUUUUCGGUAUUACAAGGGAUAGAAGGCCAAAAGGAGGAGGACCCUCAUGAAGCUACAAUUAUGAGAAGAAGCAAUGGAAGUUCUGAAAGAGGGAAGGAAAGCAGUACAUCAGUUUCGAACGGUGGGAUUGAUGGGAAUGGAAAUCUGGAAAAUGUGGGGCUUUUUGUCAAAGAUGAGUCUGAAAGGGUACAAAAAAGAAGGAAACCCCUUGUUCUUGAUAAUGAUCUGGAGGUGAAAAUUAUGGAACUCUAUGAAAAGUAUAAAGAUAAUCAACUCUGUAGUCAACUCAUUGCCGAAGCCCUUGAUUUGGACCGAAAAGUUUCACCAGUUCAGAUUUCCAAAAAGCUUAAACAGCUGGGAUUCAAAAUCCCACCAAAGAAAAGGAAGCUUCAUGCUGGUGGCGCUGAUCAACUGGGGGAAGAAGAAAGGAAAAUGGGUAGUGGGAUCACUCAUCCUGACUUGAAUGAUUUGGAGGAAAGUUCUUCGCGGAGACAACCAUUGCACACUCGAAAAAGAAUACGUGCAUUUAGUGAAGAUCAGGAGAUGAUGAUUAAAGCUUUAUUUGAGCAGUUUAAAGAUCAUAAGAGAUGCGGCUACAUGAUUGCUACUGCACUGGAUGCUGAUGGCACAUUCUCUGCAAAACAGGUUUCACGUAAACUUAAGCAACUUGGUCUACAUCUUUCUCAACAGAGGAGGUCAGAUGCCAACUUGCAUUUGAAGGAUGAAGAACUUAAUGACCUCACGUCAGAAGGUGCAUACAACUCUGACAAUGAACCAUUAUUGUCUCUAAGGAAAAGGACCAAAAACAAGCAAGAUGAAAGUGAUGGUGAGGAAAGGCUAAACAAGAAGAUUAGUGGAAGUUUGCCACAAGAUGAUUUUGAUGAUGAAUUGCUAAGCUCUGUUGUGGAGUAA